AAAAUUCUCUUCAUCUUUUUUCGACUCUUUGCCUGCUUCAAUAUUUAGCUCAAGGGAGUCUCAUCGGGCAUCGGUCGAAGAAAAUCCUCGGAUAUGCAGUUCGAAGUAAGACAUGUGCUUUGUGCGCACGUGGACAUUGCCCCGACGAUCAUGAUUGUCGUCAAAACUACGAAGGCAGCGCAAAGUCGACGGAGCCCGACAUGGCUGUGGAGUUGAUCGCUCAUAACUAGGAUCUGAAGGACGAAAACGUUUGCAUCAACGUUUUGAUUGGCGACGAUGACUCAUCGACUAUUGCAGCAGUGCGGCGCGAAUCUGCCACGCGCGUGGAUAAGUGGUCCGAUCUGAAUGACGCAUUGAAGACGAUGAACGACGCGUUGUAUAGCUUAAAGCUGCCACUGAAAAUCAUCGAGUACUUUUCACGAUGCUGGAUGUGCGCGAUUAAAAAAAAAUGAAGGCAAUCCGGAAGCAGUCGAAUUUGCGCUAUAAAACGUAGUGCCGCACGUUUUUGGUGCUCAUGAGCAUUGCGGCAAGUGGUGUCGUGUUUCUAACAUGGGUUCAGAGUACCACUACAAAGAUCUUCCUCAUGGAAAGCCCUUAUCGGAUCUGCAGUUGAAAUCGGUACUAACCUCGGUCUUCGCGUGAUUCAUAAAUAAUUCGAGCAAGUUAGCACUAUGCAACUCAAGCCAAAGCAACGAGUCCUUCAAAAAUUCGGUUGCUGGCAAGGCAUCAAAUUAAAGUUCUACGCAGCAUCAGAGUCUCUCAACUUUCGGGUAACUUCAGCAGUUUUUCAGAAAAAUAUCGGUGUAACUUACAUCGAACAGGUUUAUAAAGUAUUGAAUCUGUCGCCGGCUAAAGUGUCGAAGGAAUUCCGCGAAUCCAAGAAACGAUCCAGAAAACGCAAAAUCGAGCAACUACAGAUUGUCGAAGCGAAACGAAAAAGACUGUUUUGUAAGAAAAACCUAUGGAGUAAAACAGUAUUUGCACAGCAUCGAGAAGGGAUUACGCACGAGACUGACAGCAGACUCAAUGAUGUAUCUGGACUCAUCGAUGAGAAACCUUACCAAGGUAUCGCUCCGCUGACUCUUGUAGAUGCUGAUUUCCAUGGAAUUUCAUCGGGAUAUAAACAUAACAAAUAUUUAAUUAUCAACCGAUACUUCAAAUAACCAAGAUGCAAAGAUAAUGAUAUUUAAUCUCGAAACUACUGACCCGUUGAAAUCCGCUGAAAUAUGCCAGGUCCGUCACCAUUGUCGGGGUACGUUGAAGGAGAAACACUUGAAUGAAGUUUGCCUACUGCUUUCAGAUAGCAGCUAUGUAUGACGAGGAAAUAUUCAACGCAUAUAUUGUUCCUGUGGAAGGUAUUUCUCCCAGGGCCGCGGUGAUAACAAGGCUUCAGGUUAGGUUAGGUUAGCGAAAUGUUUUUGAACGGCCGGCAAGUGGACAAUACGCCAUCUCAACUGUCGUUCAAAAACUUCAUCUCGUAUUUACGGAACAUCGGCAGUAGUAUAAUUCUCGCAGCGCACAACGGGUUCAGGUGCAUUUCAUAUAAUGAAUCUUAUUCAUGUAACUAAAACAAACUGUAAUUUCUCGUAAGGAAUUUUAGGUCAAGCUAACAUCCUAAUCGCACAUCACGAAACCACGUGUAAAGUAAAACUGCAUCAAAUAAUGGUCAAGUGCUUUAUCGGAUAUUACCAUCUGUAUUAGGUUCGAUGUACCAUUGAUAUUGAGUCACUUGAAAAGGUUCGGAAUUCUCAAAGAAUUUCAGUCGGUCGUAAAGGGUUUUGUGGAUACGUUGCUACUCUCUCGUAACCAACUUUCAAACCGAAAGAAGAAAAAAAAGGCUUCACUCUAACAAGUCUUGCGGAAGAUUACUUGGGAUCUGAGUCGUUAGCAAGCGCUCAUAAUGCUGUUGCAGACGUUGAGAUUCUCAGAAAAUUAGUUUGCGGCAGCAGUAUCACUGACAAUAUAAUUAAGAGAACAAUCAAAACCACAGGUGAAAUCGUACAUGCAGAGAACAAAGCGAUAGUCCAAGCACGAAACAAAGUUUCUCUGAAAAGUUUGAAAGAUGCCUCGGCUGGCAUAAAAACAAAAAUGGCAAAAAUUGCAUCACAAUGCAAACUCUCGAAAAAGCAUUCGUUGAUUUUGGACCAAAAUGUUGCUUUGCGAAGACGUGUUCGACGCGUCUCAUGAGUUCACGUACUGUGUUUUCGUUAAUCUAUAUUAACUUAUAUAUUUUCUGUUUUCGCGUUUUCUCAAAUUUUAUGUAUCUUUUGCAGUAACUAUCUUUUGUAUUACGAAUAUUGUUAACGUGUCACGAAGUUGACCUUGUCCCGCGUGCUAUUCAUCUCGUUUCUCGAAAUUGUUAAGUUGUUAAUUUUAUAUUAUUUGAAGCCCUAGAA
Cephus cinctus (wheat stem sawfly) is the source of this 2396-nucleotide messenger RNA. RefSeq lists its product as uncharacterized. Bases 672 to 1163 code for a protein of 163 amino acids. The transcript is spliced from 2 exons. The record is from RefSeq and is a predicted model, not a curated record. Lineage: Eukaryota; Metazoa; Arthropoda; Insecta; Hymenoptera; Cephidae.